Messenger RNA from Candidozyma duobushaemuli, 1017 nucleotides. RefSeq lists its product as uncharacterized. The transcript has a single exon. The record is from RefSeq and is a predicted model, not a curated record. NCBI's taxonomy places the organism in Eukaryota, Fungi, Ascomycota, Pichiomycetes, Serinales, Metschnikowiaceae. The coding region runs from base 1 to 1017 and encodes 338 amino acids.
AUGACCCAACUAACGCCGAUCCGAGGGUUCACAAACACUCCAGUCACAAAGUCGGUUAUACUCAUUGGCUUCUUACUAGCAUUAGCUCUACUGACGCUACAAGUAAAGCAUUAUGUCAGACUUGCCAUCGAUCCACUCAUAGUACAGUACUCACAGUACUGGCGUAUUGCCACAUUUCAGCUUGCGGUGAUCAAUGAGAGCGACUUCAUGCUAAGUACAAUUCUAUGGUUUCAUUUUAAAACCCUAGAGCGUUUCUUUGGUCCCCGCAAAUAUUUAUCCUUAAUUGCCAUAUUCGCUUUCUACAAUGCCGUUAUCACCUUUCUCGUGCUAUCCGUGGGCCAGCUUACAUUCAAUGCUUUGGUGAGUCUUGUCAAUAUGUUGAUCACUCAUUCGAACUACCAGUUUGUCUACAGAGAUACGUUUUUCAACUCCGUCGCCCUGGGGCCCUUCGGAAUCAUUGCAUCGCUAUACAUGUGUUAUGGCUCAUACAUACCCGUUUCUUACCACUUUAAGAUUCUUUUCCGGAAACCGACCGUAUCUUCCGAAUCAGAGGCCGACACCGAGGAACUGCCCAGUGUUACAGGCUCCAAUAGCUUCUUACCGAAGCAAAUUACGUUGAAUGACCAUUUCCAGAUCCACAUACUUUUUACAUUACUUAUGCUCAACAAUGGCAUAGGAUCGAUACUCCCUUGUUUAAUAGGGCUUAUAGUUGGGCGUCUUUACACCAACGACCUCUUGGCUGGUUCCAAGAAUUGCUAUCUUCCUAAUGUCGUGUUCAGGCUUUUCGUCAAUCCACGUAAAAUAGAUGUCACGGUGUUCAGACUGUUGAGACAGAGGGUUCGGGGCUUUCAGCCGCUUCCACGGGCACCUCCAGCAGAUGUUGAGCCUACCCCAGAAAGAGAAGAAGAACACGAGGAAACGAUUGAUGAUAUCAGAAACACGGAGGAACCUGAAAAUAGAUCCGAGACGCCAGUAAGACCACUAGGCAGGCAGUUCCUCGAUACCUUCCGUACAUAA